Cyprinus carpio (common carp) is the source of this 1390-nucleotide messenger RNA. It is a transcript of the gene tex9, whose product is annotated as testis expressed 9. The record is from RefSeq and is a predicted model, not a curated record. Lineage: Eukaryota; Metazoa; Chordata; Actinopteri; Cypriniformes; Cyprinidae.
ACUGAACUGCAUCUGACGUGAAAGUGUCCUUGUUGCUUAGCAACGGCGUCUCUCCACUAACAAACAAACAUGGCAGACAGCACACCCAGACACGCGCUACCUGCUUUAAAAAAGCCUCAAACGUCUUACUCGGAAAGGCCUUCGAGGCCCAGAGCUCAGAGCAGGUCUUCCUCCGCGCCUUCAAAGAAACCAGCACACAUGGACCUCCUGGCCAAAGAAGAAGAAUACAAGCGUCUCAAUGCAGAGCUGGAAGCAAAAACAGCAGAACUUGUUCGGGAAGCAGAGAAAGUGAUGAGGGAUCAAAAUGAGGUGCUCUCUAAACCAAUCUCCUCCCACAUCUCCAUUGAUACUGACUGUGAUUUUGAAGUUUCUAGGAAGGAAGAGACAAAAAGAGAAUCCACAUCUAAGCAGCCCCCUGCAAUGCUCGUAAGAAACAAGAACAACUCUGCAAAAUCUUCAAAGCCAGGAUCGGGAAAUAGAAAGAAUCCCCAAAAAGCACCACAGACUGUGGUUGAUGAUGUUGCUAUUCCUGAAGACUUUGGAGAUUUCUCACUUGCUAAAACAAUCCGCAUAAUUGAGGACAGAGUUAGUGAUGAUGUCACUGAGGAUCACUUGCAGGAUGACAUCAUGCCCAGUGCUGGAGAUGAGAUGGGUGCAGAAGCUCAGAUCAGAUUUUUGAAGGCUAAACUUCGAGUAAUGCAGGAAGAAUUGAACAGACUCGCAUAUGAAUGCAACAGGAAGGAUGAUGAAAACAGCACUUUAAGCAGUAAACUGAAGGACUUGGAGGAGGAAAAGGCAAGAUUGCAGAGGACUACAAAUGUCCAACAGACUCAAGUUGAGAAGCAAAGAGCUUUAGCUGAAGAAUCAAGUCGGAAAUGUGAAGGUCUGCAACAGCAAGUGGCAGCACUGCAAAAGGAGUUGGAAAGCAUGAAGAGGACCCACAAGCAGGCAGCCAGUACCCACAGUGCAACAGAGGUGCGGUUGAAUAGAGCUCUGGAGGAGGUUGAGAGGACUAAAACACAACUCAACAAACUCAAACAGAGCAGUAAGGAUUUAACCAGUCAGGAGCAACAAAAGAUUGAGACAUUACAAGCUGAGAACAGAAAACUGGAACGACAAAAGGCUGAACUCAUUGUGGGUUUUAAAAAACAACUUAAACUAAUAGAUAUUUUAAAGCGACAGAAGAUGCAUUUUGAAGCGGCCAAGCUGUUGUCCUUCACUGAAGAGGAGUUCAUGAAAGCUCUGGAUUGGGGAAAGGAUGGAGUCUCAUAGGUUUCCGUUUUGUAUUUUGUAAAUAGAGUGAAACAGAUGAAUGUGUACAACAAACAGCUUACAUUUCCUUCAUUGUUUAACAUUCUUCAAACUUCAUUAAAUAACAUUGUGAAUAUCA